Messenger RNA from Clonostachys rhizophaga, 2364 nucleotides. Lineage: Eukaryota; Fungi; Ascomycota; Sordariomycetes; Hypocreales; Bionectriaceae. The record is from the annotation of a GenBank genome assembly.
AUGGAUCAUGCGAACAGUGUUCUCAGCCUUGGGCUGCCGGACUCUACGGAUGGGUGGAUAGAUAUAUGGCACAAUCAUCGUGGGCCAAUUAUCCUCGCGACCACCACGGUGCUCCUCGCAUUUCGAUACUACGUACACCGGAACGAAGAAAGAGAGGGGCUACUGGUGCUUAACAAAAAAUUCGACGAGAAAGAGAAGCCAGUGAUUGAGGACGAUACCCCAAACCCCAUUGUGGACGAGAAGCAGAAUAUCAAAACCGCUGCCGGCCCACGUCGUAUCAAGGGAGGCUUGGCCAAGAGCCCUUCGUCGCAGAACCAAGAAAAACGCCGUGGGAAUGGACCAGUGAAAAUCUAUGUCUUUUUCUCAUCGAUCACUACGAAGACCCAGAAGGUUGCAGAGGGCUACGUCGAAAAGUUGGCUGCUAGGAUUGAUCAGUUUAGCGAGGAAUCUGGUCGCCAGUUCCUGCGCCCCGAACUUAAGGAUCUGACCGAAAUUGAUUUCGAGGACUACUUUGUGACGGUUCCAAAGGUUGAUGAGGAUGCCGACGUUUUCUACCUUUUCCUGAUUCCCAGCUACAAUAUUGACACAAUCAACGACACCUUCUUACAGCACCUUGAGGAGACGCAUCAUGAUUUCCGAAUUGACACUGCAUCCCUCUCUUCACUGAUGGGAUACUCGGUUUUUGGAUUCGGUGACACCGAGGGAUGGCCCAACGAAGCCGAGGGUUUCUGUUUCCAGGCAAAAGAAAUUGACAAAUGGAUGGCCAAGCUCACAGCACGGAAGAGAGCUUACCCGGUCGGGAUGGGUGAUCUGAAGGGCGACCAUGCUGCGAGAUUCGCCGAGUGGGCUGCUGGAGUUCAAGACGUCAUCACCUCUGCUGCGCGCACUGGUAGUUUGGGUGAGGGCGUACCCGGAAGCGGAGAGCCUGUAGAGAGCGAUCCGGAAGAUGUGGAAGACGAGGAGUACGAUGAUGGAGAAGUGAUUCUCGGUGAUGAAACCAAUAACACAAAAUCUAAUGGAUCAAGGGACCUGGACGACAUGGAAGACCUCGGGAAGAUGAUUCAACCUUCGGACAGCGCCAAGGCAUCGAAGAAAACUAAAGCCCCUCUUGCAGUUGACUUCACAACAUAUAGCGGUUCGUCGAAGAAGAAGGGACCGACGGCGGCGCCGAAGGAAAUGGUGGCCAAGAACUCACCAACAUAUGCCGCUCUUACCAAGCAAGGAUAUGCAAUUGUAGGCUCACACUCUGGCGUCAAGAUCUGCCGAUGGACAAAGUCAGCCCUGCGAGGACGUGGAAGCUGUUACAAGUAUUCGCUGUAUGGAAUCAACUCCCACCAAUGCAUGGAGACUACGCCCUCACUUUCAUGCUCUAACAAGUGUGUCUUCUGCUGGAGACAUGGCACAAACCCUGUUGGCACAACCUGGAGAUGGGUCGUGGACCCCCCGGACUUGAUUUUCGAGGGUGUAAAAAAGAAUCACUAUCACAAGAUCAAGAUGAUGCGAGGAAUGCCUGGUGUUCGAGCAGAGCGCUACAGCGAAGCACUUCGAAUCCGCCACUGUGCGCUGUCCUUGGUGGGCGAACCUAUCUUCUACCCUUAUAUCAAUGAGUUCCUUGCUAUGCUCCAUGGCGAGAGAAUUUCGUCGUUUUUGGUCUGUAAUGCUCAGCACCCAGAUCAACUCGCAGACUUGAAGGCCGUCACCCAGCUUUACGUAUCGAUUGAUGCGUCAAACAAGGAGUCUUUGCGGAAGAUCGACAGACCCCUCCACAGAGACUACUGGGAGAGAUUCCAAAGAUGUCUUGACAUUCUGAGGGAGAAACGGUUCCGCCACCGCACCGUAUACCGUCUCACCCUAGUGAAGGGAUUCAAUGUGGAGGAUGAAGCAGAAGGCUAUGCUCAGCUCAUCGAGCGUGGCCUCCCCUGCUUCGUCGAAGUCAAGGGAGUUACUUAUUGCGGUACCUCUACGUCAUCAAAUGCAGGUCUCACCAUGUCCAACGUCCCGUACUACUGGGAAGUUUGUGACUUCGUCAGGGCUCUCGAGAAGAAACUCAAAGAGAAGGGCCUGAACUACGGCAUUGCGGCCGAGCACGCCCACAGCUGCUGCAUUCUUCUAGCGAGCGACCGAUUCUACGUCGAUGGGAAAUGGCACACCCAUAUUGACUAUGACAAGUUCUUCGAGCUGUUGGAGGAGAGAGGCGCAGAUGGUGACUGGACCCCUGAAGACUACAUGGGGCCGCCAACACCGGAGUGGGCACUCUGGGGCAACGGAGGUUUUGACCCUCGGGACGACAGGGUGGACAGGAAGGGCAGAAAGAUCGAACCUGUCGUUGUUCGUGACCGUCCAGCAGAUGCCGAAAGUUGGUAG